UUCGCCCAAGAAAACGUCGAAGCGAGUCCGGUACGAGGAGAUCGCUGCAUUACUGAAAAUAUAUGUAUACAAGUAAGAUCGAGUAGUAAGCCUCUCGCUCACUCCCACCACCCUCACCGCAACCGCCACGUCCCCUCGCCCGCUCAGCCUUCCUAAAACUACGCGCUGUCUCUACUGCCCACCCUUAGUCGACAUGGGGCUACGCUCUGUUCUUGUUACUAUCGCUUUGAUCGUAGCUCUGGCCGGUACCAUAACGCCCGCGAGCGCUGCGACCAAUACAAUAUGUGCCCUCGACAGAUGGGGCUCCGGAGUAUACCGUUGGGAUGAGGGGAGCUGGUCAUGGCAGUGGAUCGGGGGCACCGCAGACGGCAUCUGGGGUGGCCGCCUAGGUUUGUUCGCGACCAACCCGGACAACAAAGAGCUCUGGAAAUACAAUGGCCAGCCUGGCUCCUGGCAACGGAUCGGUGGUGGAGGCGUAAGGUUUGCUGUCACCGAGGCGACAAUCUAUGGGGUUGCAACAGACGGCCGUAGCACCUGGCGAUGGAAUGGUGGGGUCGACGACUGGUCGUAUGUCGGCGAGGGCAAAGCCCUUGUUGCUGGUGGCUGGGACUCGGUAUAUUCGUGGGGGACGACAUGGGAUGAGAUAGCCAACAAAGUCCCGAGUUGUGCGGUUGGUGGAGACGGCGAACUCUACACCGUGGGCAGCGACCGCCAGUCGACUUGGACCUUUCGGGACUGGCAGUGGCAGAGGAUCGGUCAAGGCGCCGAAAAGGUCUGGGCUGGUGGAUACGCAAUGGUCUCGACGGUCAAGGAUGCCAUGUAUCGCCACCUUUCGGGUACGCACUGGAACGUUAUCGGCGGCGGCUCAGACGAAGUUGCUAUUUCCGACUACCAUAUCUAUUCCAGAUACGGGGACACGAUCUAUCGCUAUUCGGGGAAUUCCGGGACCAACUGGGACGUUCUCCCUAACAUUAGUCCCAGGACCAUUACACCGUGCCCUUAAACGCACGCAACAGUCCUAUUGCGCUGCAGUUGGCUACUGGGAGGGAGAGUGGCGUGUGACGACCCGACCAACAGGUCG
Microdochium trichocladiopsis is the source of this 1081-nucleotide messenger RNA. RefSeq lists its product as uncharacterized. NCBI's taxonomy places the organism in Eukaryota, Fungi, Ascomycota, Sordariomycetes, Xylariales, Microdochiaceae. The transcript is spliced from 3 exons. Bases 194 to 1003 code for a protein of 269 amino acids. The record is from RefSeq and is a predicted model, not a curated record.